Molecule: messenger RNA, 1461 nt
Organism: Klebsormidium nitens
Lineage: Eukaryota; Viridiplantae; Streptophyta; Klebsormidiophyceae; Klebsormidiales; Klebsormidiaceae
Source: the annotation of a GenBank genome assembly
AUGAAAGAUCUUGCAGUGUAUCCAAUGGCAGCACAUCCCCCUGCCUCAUCGGAGAUGCCUUGGAACCAGUUCAGCAUUUAUGAUGAGUCCGACACCGUCUUCUUUGAGGAAAUGGAUACCGGCCUCAGCGACCUCGUCUUCCCGACGCCCUUAGCUACCAGCCUGGGCCCCGCCAAAUCUGAAGUCACGAGCGCCCCCCCUCACAGAAACCCCUCCCCUGUUCUGGACGAGUGCAGACGACGUUUGGUUAGCUCCUGCACCGGCCCCUUCGCUACUUCUGGGGGGCUGAUUUCCUAUGCCUCAGAGGAUGUCCUGGGGUUCCGGCAAACAGCGGAUUUUGGGCAGGGACCUAUGGGCUGCACAAGGCAGAUCAUGACAACGCCGCACACCAUGCUAACCAGGAAGAUGAAUUCAGUCAAUACAAUCGCCCACGUCUCCACCAUGAAUGAGAUGCUCAAACCCCACACCAGCUUCCAAGGUUGCAGCAGCCACCUUGCAAAUUACAAAAAGGACACGAAGCACCAUGGAGAGAUGGCAUCUGCUUUGCAGCUGGUGGCGGGCAAGACCAGGCCACGUUCUCAGCACCGGGGGUUAAGCACGGUCCGUAAGACCCGGCAGCCGUCUGCAAGGCAUGCACACAUGCUCAGUAGCGGGUGCAGAAGAGCGAGAGCAGCGGCGCUUGCAGUGGCGGAUGAUGCGAGGGGUAAGAGGUUGGCACUUGAGAGAGAGGCCCUGUCCCUCAUCCCUUCCUCCGAUAUCACGACGCGCCGCUGCAUGCACCCUGGCUGUGCACGGAGGUCAUGUUCCGGCUUCAUCCUGGGGGUCAAGGAUGGUGACGCGGGCGGCACGUGCUAUGAACGAGACAAAAGCCCCAUGCGGCCCCUUAACCAGGCAGAGGACGGCACGAAGAUGCCAAGGUGCCGUCACUUGGGGUGCAAGCUGCAGCCCCAGUACGGAGAUAUUGGCCUGGACAGGAAGAAGACCUGCUGCCACAAUCACUCUCUUCCCGGAAUGAAGGACCUCCGGGGGGGCCCCAAGUGCCAGGGGGCCGACGGCUGCUGCGCUAAGCGCCCCUCGUAUGGAAUUCGAGGAGUUACCCGACCGACCCGCUGUGGCGCGCAUAAGGAGCCUGGCAUGGAGGACCUUAUCAGCGCAAGGUGCAACUUCCCGUGCUGUGGGAUAGUCGCCUCAUACGGAGUUCAGGCCCCCGGCAGCGACGUCAUUCGCCGUACGUGCUGCAAAGCGCAUCACACUCCCGAGAUGACCUGUGGCACCAGAGGUCCAGUGUGCAUGGCGCCGGCAGGGUGUGAGACGCGUCCCUCCUACGGCUGGCCUGAUAAGAUUGACGGGGAGCACCCCGCCCGUCCCGAGCGCUGCAAGAAGCACUCGCUGUUUCAAAUGGUGUACAUGGGGUCUGCGGCAAGAGCCAAAAAGAAGAGAGUCCUUGAGACGGCGAAGUAG